This is a messenger RNA of Oncorhynchus tshawytscha (Chinook salmon), 2127 nucleotides long. RefSeq names its product eukaryotic translation initiation factor 3 subunit B-like. Gene Ontology annotation, biological process: translational initiation. Gene Ontology annotation, cellular component: eukaryotic translation initiation factor 3 complex. Lineage: Eukaryota; Metazoa; Chordata; Actinopteri; Salmoniformes; Salmonidae. The record is from RefSeq and is a predicted model, not a curated record. Gene Ontology annotation, molecular function: RNA binding; translation initiation factor activity; translation initiation factor binding.
CUGACCCCGCGUGGGAAACGGACCUGAAGGACUCACUAAGGGGUACAUCUUCCUGGAGUAUGGGGCUCCCACUCAGGCUCUGGAGGCAGUGAAGAACGCUGACGGCUACAAGCUGGACAAGCAGCACACCUUCAGAGUCAAUGUGUUCACUGACUUCGACAAGUACAUGAGCAUCAGUGAUGAGUGGGAGACUCCUGAGAAGCAGCCCUUCAAGGACUUUGGUAACAUGCGUCACUGGAUGGAGGACCCUGACUGUCGUGACCAGUACAGCGUCAUCUACGAAUGAGAGAGGACCGCCAUCUUCAACAACGACGCCAAGGAUCCAAUCGUCUCCGAGGAGAGGGCGCGCUGGACAGAGACCUAUGUGCGCUGGUCUCCCAAGGGAACCUACCUGGCCACGUUCCACCAGCGAGGCAUUGCAUUGUGGGGCGGAGAGAAGUUCAAGCAGAUCCAACGUUUCAGCCCAGGAGUGUCUCUGAUCGACUUCUCCCCCUGCGAGAGGUACGUGGUGACGUUCAGUCCCCUGAUGGACACUAAGGAGGACCCCCAGGCCAUCAUCAUCUGGGACAUUCUGACUGGCCAGAAGAAGAGAGGCUUCCACUGUGAGAGCUCCGCCCACUGGCCCAUCUUCAAUCACGAUGGGAAGUUCUUUGCCAGGAUGACCCAGGACACACUGAGCAUCUAUGAGACCCCAUCCAUGGGCCUGUUGGAUAAGAAGAGUCUGAAGAUCAGUGGCAUCAAGGACUUCUCCUGGUCCCCAGGCGAUAACAUCAUAGCGUUCUGGGUCCCCGAGGACAAAGACAUCCCAGCCAGAGUGACUCUGAUGCAGCUUCCCUCCAGACAGGAGAUCAGAGUCAGGAACCUCUUCAAUGUGGUGGACUGUAAACUCCACUGGCAGAGACAGGGAGACUACCUCUGUGUCAAGGUGGACCGAACACCUAAAGGAACUCAGGGUGUGGUGACCAACUUUGAGAUCUUCAGGAUGAGAGAGAAGCAGGUUCCUGUUGACGUGGUGGAGAUGAAGGGAGACCCGAAUCUAAAACUGUGGGAGCCCAACGGCAGUAAGUUUGCCGUCCUGCACGGUGAAUCUCCCAGAAUCAACACCUCGUUCUACCACGUCAAGAACAACGGCAAGAUAGAACUCAUCAAGAUGUUUGACAAGCAGCAGGCCAACAGCAUCUUCUGGAGUCCUCAGGGACAGUUCAUGGUGCUGGCUGGACUCAGGAGUAUGAACGGGGCCCUGGCGUUUGUGGACACCUCUGACUGCACCAUGAUGAACAUGGUUGAACACUACAUGGCUUCUGACGUAGAGUGGGACCCUACGGGACGAUACCUGGUGACCUCUGUGUCCUGGUGGAGUCACAAGGUGGACAAUGCCUAUUGGCUGUGGACCUUCCAGGGGCGUCUCCUCCAGAAGAACAACAAGGAUCGUUUCUGUCAGCUACUCUGGAGACCUCGGCCUGCUACCCUGCUCACACAGGACUCCAUCAAGGUGAUCAAGAAGGACCUGAAGAAGUACUCCAAGAUCUUUGAGCAGAAGGAUCGUCUGAGCCAGUCGAAGGCCUCCAGGGAGCUGGUGGACAAGAGGCGGAGCAUGAUGGAGGACUACCGUACCUACAGAGAGGCUGCCCUGCAGCAGCACCACGAACAGAAGACCGCCCGCCUGCAGCUCCGAGGAGGAGUGGACACUGACGAGCUGGACAGUAACACAGAUGACUGGGAGGAGGAGACCAUUGAGUUUUUUAUCAACGAAGAAAUCAUUCCCCUCGGAGAGUAGUCCCCUACGCAGGUCCAUUUUUGCGUGGGGACUAGAGGGGGGGGGGGCGUUGCCUUGUCGACUGGAGGAGGGAAAACUACGCUGAGAAUCUUGGGAGUCGCCAGAGUUCCACCAUUCUCUCUUGGUGACAUCAUCAAAGCGUGCCUUGUGGUAUAGCGACUACAACAAGCUAACAACUGAGGGAGGAGGGAGGAAACCAACUCUUAAACUCUUUGUUUUUCAUCACCUUGGUCUUUUUCUGCCACUUUUUGAAAUAGUUUUUCUUUCUCAUAAUCUGUCCUCGCUCACUCACUUUCUAUUCUUCUUAUCUUGACUACACACCCCCCUUUGCAGUCUUUAACCGUCGUUAC